Messenger RNA from Plenodomus lingam JN3, 1533 nucleotides. Lineage: Eukaryota; Fungi; Ascomycota; Dothideomycetes; Pleosporales; Leptosphaeriaceae. The record is from RefSeq and is a predicted model, not a curated record.
AUGAAGUCCCAGCCUGUCCCGCAGUGGCAGCAGCUUAUUGUGGCACCCGACAAGGCGACGGGUAUUGUACUCUACCUACUCCUCAGGAAGUCACCCCCCUUGGGAGAAAAGAAAUUGGAAUCAAAUGAACGCGAGGAUGAAGUCGUCUCGAACCACACCCAUGUCCAAGGGAAGGACGGCUUCCAACAUGUUGACAACUAUGCAAUAUUGGUGUCUUCACACCCACCACAAGGUACGAAGGCCAAGGCAGCCCAGAAGUGCCCACCAGGCCUGCGCCUACCGCGCACCCAGCCGGGAGAGCCAACAAGCCACAAAAUCCCGACGGCGCGCUCUGGGGGCGCAACAGGCCGGACCUCGCUUGCGCCUGCGAGAUCUCUCGCUCUCUCUCUCUCUCGCUCUCUCUCUCUCUCCAGACAGACAGCGCCCUUGGAGGGAAGGCUGCAACAGGCCCCAUGGGGGAUGGCGUCGGCGAGGCUGCCCCAAGUCUGCGGUCUCGUGGCCCCAUCAUCCGCCUGGGAUGUGCGCAAAUCGAGCAUCAGAUCGACCGCCGCCUACAUGGCACAUACAUACAGCUCUUACCUGGUACCCGUACCUAGAGAGCAUGGCCAUGGUAAUACACAUCCUCUUUCUUCUGCCCACCCACUGCCUACCCAGGUCGCUGGGAAGCAGCAGCAGCAGCAGCAGCAGCAGCAGCAGCAGAAGAAGAAGAAGAAAAGAAAAUGGCGACUGUGCGCGCAGAUGCCAACUGCAGGCGCCCUGAUCAUGGAUGCGCCAGCGUCGACACUCGUUCCAGUCUCAUGCCAUGUCAGCCCCGCGGUACAACAGCUGUCAUGGCGACCAAGGCCCGCCUUGUGUUGCCCCAACCAGCAUCGCCCCUUGGCUGUUCUCCUUCCCUACGGGCGUGGUGAAUAUACAGACGCGCGCAAAAUCAAUGAAGAUGGAAAAAUAGAACGGAACCCGAGAAUCGACCCAGUCGCCUGUCUGGCUUGGAGGGAAAAUCAGGUCGAGCAGAGAGACUCUGGGCGCUGCUUACUCUCUAUAGACUACUUUGUCUGCCUCUGCGGCAUGUCCAUAGGUCCCCACCUGCCUACAAGUUACAACACCGUACAUGUGCAUACUGUACUGGCUGUCUACUCCAGCUAUUGCAUGUAUGUAAAGGAGCACAGUAUCAUCCUGGCCACUUCCACUACCACUUCCACUACCAUUCCCACAUUGCUCUCCACCUUGUCGACUCAUGGCAUUGCCAGACACAGCAUCUACAAUAUUUACAGCAUCUAUCGUGCGCGCUUCCAAGGCUUGCUCCAUCCCGCCCUUGAUGAAAUCAUGUGCAGCUCGCACUCGCACUCCAUCUUGGCUAGCGCAGCCCGCCUUUCUUUCAGCGGCGCCAUGUCGUCAGCCAGAUCGCGAAGCGAUGCAAGCACGGUUGCCAGAGUGGUCGCCGAGCACCUCGUCUGGUUCGCAGGGAUCUCCAGCUGCGAGCUGCAUGUCGUUUUCGAGCAAAUCCUGGGUGGAUGCUGGGUUGGACGACAAUGA